AUGGCGGAGCAAGGCGAGAUCGAGCUGCGUCCGCAAGGUGCGCUCUCUCUGGCAAAUGAGCAGGGCUCAAGGAACGUGAGGUUGGCUGACGACUGGCGCCACGACCGUUGUGUCUACGAGGCUUGGCACGACUUGAACCUGGGCGGCCACAAUCGUUUCUUUUGUGGCGGAAGGUGCAUGGCAGGCCCAAACAUUGACCAUCACUUCCAGCUCUGCACUUUCUGUGCUCUGCUUGUGCCUUCGCUUUUCUAUGGUCUCUUCUGCGCGCGCUACCUUUGGGAGAAGGUCAGCCCAUGGAUGCCUGUGCUCACCGGCAUCCUGCUGAUCUCCACCAUUUUUCUGUGGCUGCUGACGGCCUGCACAGACCCAGGGCUGUGGGUGGAGGGUGCAGCCAUUUGGAGGGGCUACGGUCCUUCAGUUCUAGCCCUGAUCAACAGUCGAAAGUACCAGGACUUUGGCAUGGAUGCGCCGUGGACGACGUUCAUGAACAUGACGUUGGCGUCAUCGUUAGGCCUCUCGAGUUCGAGUCAGAGUCAGACAGCUCAGACUGAGAACGAAAAAGACGUGAGGCGAACACCGCUGUCGUCCAAAGCCAAGCCGUUUCGCUCCAAAACUGCCGGGUACUGUGCCGCCAUUAAGUCUGGAUUCGCGGACUCCACGAAAUAUCCAUACAGCCCUGAGCUGCAAGACUACGUCUACCUGAACAUGGGAAACAUGACGCCAAGCGUCGUGAGCGGAGAGGAGAGCGCAGGAUAUGGCACUGGUACUGGAGCUGGGCACCAGUCAGUUGACAGCAGUUGUGAGGAAGCUGUGGCACCACGAAGGGCCACUGUGGACAAGAGGACAUUGCGUCUACCAUCGCGUACCCCGUCGCCGGAGCGGAACUUCCAAUGGCCUGCGCUGCCAAGGCAGCCAGCGUCCACGCUGCCGGAGGAGCGGGGAACUUCGAGCACUUCCCCUUUGUUCAAUCGGACAUGGGGGCAGUCUCCUUUGAACACGAUCGACGACAGUGACAGUGUGCGAAGAGACUCAUUCGAGGAGCGCCGAUCGCUUCCUGGGCAACUUCCAUUGCUGGUCAAGCGGACGUUUAUACACUAUGACGACGACGAGCUGGAGCCCGCCCGAACGGAUUUGAACGGAUCCGCAGGCCAAGCCAGGCGGCGAUCAGAAUCAGCUCCGGCAAGACUGCUCUCUCGGCAAGCUGGUCGAGUUCUUGAGGAGCACGCCAACGGCACGUGCAAGCCCUGCGGGUAUUUCUUUGCAAAAGCAGAUGGCUGCCGUUGGCACAACACCUGCACAUUUUGUCACAUUUGCCCACCUGGAGAGCUGAAGCGGCGGAAAAAGCAGAAGCGUGCCAUGCUCAAAGCCAGGAAUGCUGCCCAGGCUUUACAAAGUGCCUUGUUUGCAAGAGGAAGCCUACACGGCACUACACGGCUUCGUGGGGCUCCGAAGAGUCUUAAAACCUUGAAUAUACGGGUUUGCAUUGAAAGUCCCGGCAGAAACGUUCUGUUGUCAAUUGCGGUCUGA
Messenger RNA from Symbiodinium natans, 1527 nucleotides. Lineage: Eukaryota; Dinophyceae; Suessiales; Symbiodiniaceae. The record is from the annotation of a GenBank genome assembly.